CAAACUCUCGUCUCGGUCACGCGUGCGCCGUUCAAGUGCAGCUCUGGAUAUAUGGGAAGUUAUCCUUCGGAACGAAAGAACUGUGUAAUGCAUUUCAACGCAAUGUUUUGCAAGACAUUUCAAUCGAAUUUGUAAUAUAAAAGAAAACUAUAUAUAUUGUACAACACUUAAAUAAGUUCAAGUGAAAAAUUGUUUUAAAACGUUCGGUGUAAAAUUUGCAAUAAAAUUGUGCAAUAACAUACAAAUAUCUUGAUAAUUAACUUUAAACGCACAGCCAGUUCCCUCUCCGUGGGUGCCAGGAAACUGUUUGGUUGUUGUGACAUUUUGGCAACAUAAAACGCAAUGGCGCCACAGAUGACGCCAUUUUCGCAGCUCGACAAAAUGGCGACGACAAUGACGCUCGCAUCCAAAGCGGAAAUACUCUGGCUCUGCCGAAUAUUGCUGCUUUGCUUUUGCAUUGGCGCCGCCGCUACUAGAGACAUUCCAUCAUCAUCAUCAUCAUCGCUAUCGUCAUCGUCAGUCUAUGCACGUUCCGCCCAUGAUGACGACGAUUUUGCCUUUUAUUGCCCAGAGGAAGGUCUAUUCCCAGACGACUAUGACUGCCGGCUCUACUAUCGCUGCGAAAAGCUCUCCGAGCACUACAUCAAGCCAUACAUGUUUGCCUGCAAGGAAGGAACAGUCUUUUCGCGUACUCUCCAAUUGUGCAUGCCGCCUAUGCUGGCCGGACGUGGCGAGUGCUCCUACUACACAAACUACAUCAAUGAAAUUGACGAUAGCCAGCUGCAGUCGGAUGGGCUCGUCUCUAACCCAAAUGGACAUAUUGCGGAGCCAAACAACGACGCAACAACUGCUGCCCUUGAGCUGCACACUUACGCCACAGAGAAUCAGUUGCCCACCAACUAUGGAUUGACAGGACUGAGUGGUGUUCAAGUCAUAUCCUUUUCGAGCACUUCAUCUCUGCGCUCAGCUGAUGAUGAAGGUGUGUUCUGCAAUGCUGAUGGAUUUAUGAGUGAUCCUAGCGAUUGCACCGUAUUCUAUCGCUGCAUCUCCAAUGGACGUGGCUACAAUAAAAUCGGCUUUCGCUGCUCGGAUGGCACGGCUUGGGAUGAAUCCCUGCAGUCUUGCAAUCAUAUAAUCGUAGUGCGCUCUAAUGGUGGUUGUCGUAUGCAGAAUGAUCCACUGAACGAUGUUUACGCGGAUCAAACUUCUACACAGUCAUCGCAAUCGAGCUUCCAAAAUACAACUUCGUCCUCGUCCAGUAGCAAUCAACAGAGCUCCUCUACAAGUUCCUCAACGUCCUCUUCCAGUUCUUCAUCUUCUAGUACUUCGCAAACUUCAACAAGUUCGACAAAUCAACAGGAGUCAAGUUCGAGUUCAAGCUCAAAUCAGGAGUCGUCGACAUCGAGUAGCAAUCAGCAGUCUACAUCCAGCUCAAGUUCAAGCAACACGGAGACUUCAACAAACCAAAACUCUGGCAGUAACCAGUCCUCAAGCAGUAACCAAAGCUCGAGCAGCUCAAGUACUGGUGGCUCGAGCAAUCAAAGUGCUAACAAUAAUCAUAAUCAAAGCUCGAAUAAUCAAGAUCAAAAUCAAAGCUCCAGCAGCAAUCAAUCUUCAAGUGGCAGCCAAAACAGCCAAACGACUAAUAAUAACCAAAAUUCGGAAAGCAAUCAAUCUUCGAACGCUUCCAACAAUCAAACAAAUCAGAACACCAGUACACCUGAUUCUACAAAAUGCGAGGAUGAGAACACCUAUAUACCAGAUAAAAGCGAUUGCAAAAAGUUUUACAGAUGUCGGUUAGAUGAUAAUGGAGUAUUAGAAAAGGUACCGUUUACAUGUGGACCUGCCACUAUUUGGAGCCAAGUGGAGCGAGUUUGUAUUCUCCCCAGCGAAGAGCAGAAAAAACAAUGCAAUCUGCAGACAAGUCAUCAAAAUGCCAACAAUUCCUCUGAACAAUCAGCCACCAGUAGCAACGAAAAUUCGAAUGGUCAGUCCAGUAGUUCCACCUCUACCAACAACAAUAAUAGCAGCAAUACAUCCAGCAGUCAACAAGAAUCAUCAACAUCAAGUAGCAACCAAUCUUCCAGCAGUCAACAAAAUUCAUCGACUAAUUCAUCAUCAAAUUCUGCAACAGAAAAUACAAAUAAUGAAAAUUCAACCACCUCAACUUCAAAUAUAAGUCAAGGUUCAACCACAACUUCUAAGCCUUUAAAUCCCGAAGGAGAAUGUCAAGAUACAGAAACAUAUUUGUCAGACGCAAGGGACUGCGCCAUUUUCUAUCGUUGUGUGGAUAACGGCAACGGUGGAUUUGAUAAAGUUUCUUUUGAUUGCCCACCUGGAACAGUUUGGGAUCCAAAUUCAAAGGGCUGCAACCAUCCAACAGACGUGCAAAAGGAGCAAUGCAAGGCUAUGGGCAAUGGCACCGCGACUUCUUCAAAUCAAAGUUCUUCCAAUCAAGGCUCUUCAUCAAACCAAGGUUCUUCUUCUAACCAAGGAUCUUCGUCAAACCAAGGAUCUUCGACAAACCAAGGGUCGUCGUCAAACCAAGGAUCUUCGUCUAACCAAGGCUCUUCAUCAAACCAAGGAUCUUCGUCUAACCAAGGAUCUUCAUCUAACCAAGGCUCUUCAUCUAAUCAAGGCUCUUCAUCUAAUCAAGGAGCUUCGUCUAACCAAGGAUCUUCAUCUAACCAAGGCUCUUCAUCAAACCAAGGAUCUUCGUCUAACCAAGGAUCUUCAUCUAACCAAGGCUCUUCAUCUAAUCAAGGCUCUUCAUCUAACCAAGGCUCUUCAUCAAACCAAGGGUCUUCAUCUAACCAAGGGUCUUCAUCUAAUCAAGGAUCUUCAUCAAACCAAGGAUCUUCAUCAAGUCAAAGCUCUUCGUCAAACCAAGGAUCUUCGACUAACCAAGGAUCUUCGUCUAACCAAGGCUCUUCGUCUAACCAAGGCUCUUCAUCUAAUCAAGGCUCUUCAUCUAAUCAAGGAGCUUCGUCUAACCAAGAAUCUUCUUCGAAUCAAGGCUCUUCGUCUAACCAGGGAUCUUCAUCUAACCAAGGCUCUUCAUCAAACCAAGGAUCUUCGUCUAACCAAGGAUCUUCAUCUAACCAAGGCUCUUCAUCUAAUCAAGGCUCUUCAUCUAAUCAAGGAGCUUCGUCUAACCAAGAAUCUUCAUCUAACCAAGGCUCUUCAUCAAACCAAGGGUCGUCGUCUAACCAGGGAUCUUCAUCUAACCAAGGCUCUUCAUCAAACCAAGGAUCUUCGUCUAACCAAGGAUCUUCAUCUAACCAAGGCUCUUCAUCUAAUCAAGGCUCUUCAUCUAACCAAGGCUCUUCAUCAAACCAAGGAUCUUCGUCUAACCAGGGAUCUUCAUCUAACCAAGGCUCUUCGUCAAGCCAAGGAUCUUCGACUAACCAAGGAUCUUCGUCAAACCAAGGAUCGUCGUCUAACCAAGGCUCUUCAUCUAAUCAAGGAUCUUCGUCUAACCAAGAAUCUUCUUCGAGUCAAGGCUCUUCGUCUAACCAAGGUUCUUCAUCAAAUCAAGGAUCUUCGUCUAACCAAGGCUCUUCAUCUAAUCAAGGCUCUUCAUCUAAUCAAGGAUCUUCGUCUAACCAAGAAUCUUCAUCAAACCAAGGAUCUUCGUCUAACCAGGGAUCUUCAUCAAACCAAGGCUCUUCGUCAAACCACGGAUCUUCAACUAACCAAGGAUCUUCGUCAAACCAAGGAUCUUCGACUAACCAAGGAUCUUCGUCAAACCAAGGAUCGUCGUCUAACCAAGGAUCUUCAUCUAACCAAGGCUCUUCAUCUAAUCAAGGCUCUUCAUCUAAUCAAGGAUCUUCGUCGAACCAAGAAUCUUCUUCGAAUCAAGGAUCUUCAUCGAACCAAGGUUCUUCAUCAAACCAAAGCUCUUCGACAAACCAAGGAUCAUCGACUAGCCAAGGAUCUUCAUCAAACCAAGAAUCUACAUCUAACCAAGGAUCUUCGUCAAAUCAAGGCUCUUCGUCAAACCAAGGAUCUUCAUCUAACCAAAGCUCCUCAACAAACCAAGGAACUACUCAAAAGCCCUUUAAGCCAGCUGAGAAAUGUGAAAGUGAGGAGACAUUCUUGGCUGACAACGAUAAUUGCUCCAAAUUCUAUCGCUGUGUUGAUGAUGGCAAAGGCGGUUUUGUGAAAGUUUCAUUUACUUGCCCACCAAACACAAUUUGGCAUCCGAAUGCUAACAGCUGUGACCAUCCAGCACAAGUUGAUUCACAAAACUUGAAGUGCAAGAAAGGUAACACUAAUCAGAGUACUACCAGCUCGACUAGCAGUAAUGAACAAUCUUCAACGACUUCUUCAACGACUUCGACUACACUUGAGGAAACAACGACAUCAGUUACCUCGAGUACAUCGUCUAGUCCCAGUAAUGUUGGAUCUAGCUCUUCUCCAAAACCCUCCGGUAAGUGUAGAGUAAUUGGAGAGUUUGUGGGAGAUCAAGAAGAUUGUGCUAAGUUUUAUCGAUGCGUUGAUAACGGUAGAGGAGGCUUCAACCAAGUUGCCUUCUCAUGCGGUCCAGGAACUGUGUGGGAUGCUCAGAUAUUGGCCUGUAAUCAUGCAUGGGCCGUCAAAGAUAAAAGCUGCGGAAAUGGAGCAACAACUCAACGUCCAGUUGCUCCAAAUAGUACGCCAACUCAAGCUUCUACUCAAAAUAAUUCGCAAUCGGACAGGCCAACAACUACAAGACCUUUAACUACAAUCCCGUCUACACAAACACCUUCUUCUCCAAGCUCAUCGACUAGUAAAAAACCUUCCACUCAAAUGCCUGCUAUGAAACCUACAACUCAAAAACCAAAUGGCAAAGAUGAAUGUCAGUCCGACGGCUUCAUAGGCGACUCUAGCAAUUGUGCCAAAUUCUAUCGGUGCGUUAGCAAUGGUAAAGGUGGCUUCGACCAGAUUCCUUUCCAUUGUGCGGCUGGAACAGUUUGGGAUCAAAGCCUUCAAACCUGUAAUCACGAUUUCAACAAUUGCAAUCCCAUUAGCGCUGGUAAUACGACCACUGAGUCUGACAAGGGUCCUUGUGACAACACAAACUCAACCUUACCGCCAACUACAGAUCCCAAUACAACAAUCCGUCCAACCGAAACCGGCACGGAGUCCACAACUGAAUCGCAACAAACAAGUGCAUCACAGCCUACAACUACAAUAUGGACUACAACUUCCAGACCAACUACAACUGAAUCACAGCCUAUAACUACAAUGUGGACAACAACAGCCAGACCACCCACGACCGAAACUCAACCUACAACCACAAUAUGGACGACGACCAUUGAACCGUCGUCAACAAACGAUCCAUAUCCAAGUCCUACCACCAUGAAUCCUCCAACAACUACCACUCCAGUGCCCAAUUUACCACCAGGCACUGAAUGUAAGGGAGAAGGAUUCAUGGCUGAUCCAUACAAUUGUCGAAAGUUCUACCGCUGUCUAAGAAAUGGAGAUUCUUUCUCAAAACAUCAAUUUAUGUGUGCUAAAAAUACAGCUUGGAACGAAGAUAUACAAACUUGUGAUCACGCCGCAAACGUUCCGCGUUGCUCUGGUCAAACUGAAACUCCUGUUAUGACCCUGCCUACAGAAAGUCCUCAGCAGUCAACUACCCCACCAAAUGAGAAACCAACUAAUCCCACAACGACUGAAUAUCCAACUAAACCCACAACCACCGAAUAUCCAGAAAAGCCAACCGAAUCACCAACAAAGCCUACCACUGAAUAUCCAAAACCCACAACUGAAAAUCCAACAAAACCUGCCAGUGAAUAUCCAACAAAACCCACAACCACAGAAUAUCCCAUGGAAUCAACAGACACUCCCGGCACUGCAACCAAACCUACCACUGAAUAUCCAAAACCCACCACUGAAUAUCCAACAAAACCUACAACCACAGAAUAUCCAACAAAACCCACAACCACAGAAUAUCCAACAAAACCCACAACCACAGAAUAUCCGAUAAAGCCAACAGACACUACCGCCACUGCAACCAAACCUACCACUGAAUAUCCAAAACCCACCACUGAAAAUCCAACAAAACCCACAACCACAGAAUAUCCUACAAAACCAACAGACCCUCCCGGCACUGCUUCGACCACUGAAUAUUAUCCUGAAACAACUGGAAUCACAACAACAUCGAAGCCAGGAUAUAUGCCCACUACGACUGAAUCCAAUCCCAGUUCUACAGUGGAGCCAAAUAUCAACUUCAACUGCACUAGUGAAGGUUUUCAUGCUGAUCCCCAGAAUUGCAGCAUUUAUUACCGGUGUACAAAACUAAAUAACAGUUUCCAAGUGUAUAAAUUCCGUUGUCCAAGUGGCACCGUUUGGGAUUCGUCAGUGGAGACUUGCAACUAUGCAGAUCAGGUCGCCGGUAAUUGCUCCUCAGGAAGUAUUCCUACAACAACAUCCAGUGAAAUAACCACACAAUGGACAGAAUCCCCCACAACUACCAUGCAGCCAGUGACUACAAAUAGACCCGAAACUACAACGAUCCCGUCUAUUACAACAAAUCGACCGGGCGAAACUACAACAAGUAUAUCCGAAACUACAACUAUUUCGAUUGGCUCUACAAUUCGCCCAAUUGAAACUACAACUACAAUUACUGAAGCAACUGAAGCAAACACGGAGGGACAGACGACCACAACACAGCUCCCACCCCAGCCUCAACCUUCAGGCAACUCAACUAUCCCAUGUCCUCAAAUUAGCGAAGAACAAAGUUUAUUUGUGUGCCCGUCGGGCUUCCGUCGACAUCCCAAGCAAUGCAGCAUGUUCUACCAGUGCAAUGAAAACGACAACUCCAAUCUUAACAUAGUGAUGUUCCAAUGCCCCAACGGCACUGUAUAUCAAGAAGCAUCCUGUCGAUGCGCCAAACCCCAGCCCAACGACACCUGUGGCAACAAGAGUUCGUCACGUACGCAACCAAUUGAAGGAGUAACACAUCCAGCAAACAUGGUGCAAAUACAUUCCACAAUGCCACUUUGCCCUGAGGAGGGACACUUUGCCCUAAACCAAGACGAGUGCAGCCAGGUGUUCAUAAAAUGCAGCUACUUUGCUCAGACCGGUCGCAUUGAGGGUCAAAUUAAUCGCUGUCCGCAAGGGUUCACCUACUGGAAUGUGAGUCGACGUUGCGAACCAUCAAGAAAACUGACCAACUGCACUCCGGUCACUUAUAAUGUUGGCAACAGCGUCCCCUUGGAGUGGGUGAACCUUGGAUACAGACGUCGCAGCAUGCGUGUCUAGAAUC
Messenger RNA from Drosophila sulfurigaster albostrigata, 7255 nucleotides. RefSeq names its product serine-rich adhesin for platelets (gene Mur89F). The record is from RefSeq and is a predicted model, not a curated record. NCBI's taxonomy places the organism in Eukaryota, Metazoa, Arthropoda, Insecta, Diptera, Drosophilidae. Gene Ontology annotation, molecular function: chitin binding. Gene Ontology annotation, cellular component: extracellular region. The coding region runs from base 343 to 7251 and encodes 2302 amino acids. The transcript has 6 exons.